ACCCCCAUACCAACCUACGAAGACACUGCGCCAACACCAAGGACGCUCGAACAAGCCUAUCAAACCCAUUAAAUCCCCUUCUUUUCGAUCCAUACGCCCUAUCAUGGAUGACUUCGCCACCAUCACAGCCGGGUUUCCGACUUCGACGGACGAAGGAAGCGGCUUUAUGGAGCAUUCCAUUCAGAAAGGCGAUAUUCCAGUCGACGCGGAAUCAAGGUCCUCCUGGGCCCCUGGUGGCUGGUGGUGUGCGGUCAUGUAACCGUAUAGCCCCAAGCAUGCUCGGUCUCUGUCGCUAUAAUUUAUCCUCUAAUUAUUGGGCAUCAUCCAAUGUCCUUACGGUCGACUGCUGACUUCAUUCCGAACUGAGCCUCUAGGCCGCCUCAGGCUUCCCAACACAUUAUUGCGACGUCGAUAUUUGUGCGACUAUGACAUUCCUUAUCUAUAUAUUCUCUGUGUGUAUUGACUUGUACAGCAGUCAAGAUCGAGACUGUAUGAUAGAAUAGUGCAACGGCUUACUUCUGUAUAGCAGUCUUACGAAUGUAAAGAACAUCACGACC
Molecule: messenger RNA, 557 nt
Organism: Gloeophyllum trabeum ATCC 11539
Lineage: Eukaryota; Fungi; Basidiomycota; Agaricomycetes; Gloeophyllales; Gloeophyllaceae
Exons: 2
Coding region: 108-350 (80 amino acids)
Source: RefSeq, a predicted model, not a curated record